CCUCUACGGAGUAGAUUUGGCAAACCUGAGAAACCAUGGCAGGGCAGACUCCAAAGCCUUCAUCAUCAACAGAGGGGUUUUUCCAAAGCCUCCCCACCAUCCCUCCUUGCUAUAAUUUCUCGGCAAGCGCCCAAAAGAACCAUGAUAGAUCUGAUGAUGUAGUCCUGGGCCGGAUUCUGGAGCUUUAUCUUCCCCGCAACUGCGGCAGCGUGGGUCGCUCUAUCCACAAUCUCGCCCGCCGUGCCCUUGAUCCGUCUACGCUCCAGCACAGUGUCGACGCAGAGAUCAACCAGCCUUUUCUUCGGCCACUCACCACCUUUGGCGAGGAGAACCGCAAUGAUCCCCUAUGGACAUCUGCUGGUUGGAAAGCGCUCAAGGCAAUCGGCCAGGAAGAAGGACUCGUGAGCUCCGCGUACGAGACGAAAAACACAAGUUGGAACCGUCGCGUGCAUCAGUUCGCGCUGAACCAUGUUUGGUCCGGAAGUGCUGCCAUGACGGGAUGUCCUGCAUCCAUGACAGACGGAGCAGCCAAGCUGCUUGCAGCUCAUCUAGGCGAUCCCGAUGGGGACCAACCUGGUCGGAGAGAGGUGAUGCAGGAGGCGUACCGCCGCCUCAUCUCACGGGACCCUAAGCUUGCGUGGACAAGUGGGCAAUGGAUGACAGAACGAACGGGUGGUAGUGAUGUGCGAGGAACGGAGACGGUCGCGCGUCGGCUGACACAAGACGAAAUGCUCCAGGGAGCUUCCCACGAUGCGCACAGUAUGCCACUUGGCCCAUGGCGCAUCGACGGGUUCAAGUGGUUCAGCAGUGCGACGGACUCGGAGAUGACAGUCAUGCUCGCGCAGACAAGCAAAGGUCUCAGUUUGUUCUACGCACCGAUGCGGCGACGCGUUGCCUCGGCAUCUGCGAGCGAGACUGAGUUGAAUGGGAUCCGGAUUCAGCGACUGAAGAAUAAACUUGGCACAAGGCAGUUGCCUACAGCGGAGUUGGAACUUAAAGGAGUGCGGGGCUGGCUGAUCGGCGAAGAGGGACGGGGCGUGAAAGAAGUUGCGACCAUCCUCAAUGUUACACGUCUAUACACAGCUGCUGGUUCCGCGGCGGGUUGGGGCCGCGGCCUGGCCAUUUGUCGGGCCUACACACAGGCUCGCAAAGUUCAGGGCUCACUUCUGGAGGACAACCGGCAGCACGUGCGGUGGAUGGCUGGGGAAACAGUGAAAUACUGGGCAGCGAUGCAUUGGACAUUCUUCGGCAUUGCGCUGCAGGGCUCUAUCGAACAGGAUUGGGACUUGAUGGUUCGCAACACCAAAGCCGCUCCUUUGAUCCCGCAGGAUAAAAAGCAAGCAGCAACUCUGCUACGACUCAUUACGCCAGCAUUGAAAGCACUGGUCAGUGUGGCAUCUGUUCAAGGUCUUCGAGCCUGUAUGGAGGGCCUUGGUGGGGUUGGAUACUGCGAAAACAAUGAGGAUGGCGGCAUUCUCAAUGUAGCGAAGAUUUUCCGCGACACGCUGGUCAAUCCGAUCUGGGAGGGCACGGUCAGUGUGAUGGCCGAGGAUGUGGUUAGAGUCAUUACCGAUCGACGGCUCGGGGAUGGCAGAGUUCUCGAAAACGUUCUGGGUCAGUGGACGCGCAGCGUACUCCAGUUCUGUCAAAGGCUGCUUGCGGACGAGUGUGCGCUCGUCCAGAAGAGACUUGAGAGAUUCAUCCAAACGACAGAGAAGGCUGACAAAGCCGAACUUCUCUGGCGUGGAAGAGAGAUAAUCGGGCACGUGCAAGCAAUUGUCUGCUCUUGUCUGUUGAUGUAUGAUGCCUGCGUCGAUGGCGAUGUCGUAGCCCUGACCGUGGCAUCAAGGUAUGUCCGUUCUCAUGCGGGAUAUGAGAUGCAGUCAUCUUCUCAGUGGCAUAGCGAGGCGUUGAAGGACAAGAGAAUCUUUUUAGGUGCGGGUAGUGUUGCAAUUGGGAAGCUUUAAGGACUACUUGGGACCUUGGCAGGUUGAAUUUGCACAAAUCUUGACUUUAAGUAUCUCAGCGGUAAAUGAUUGAAGAUGCAUGUGAAUAUCACCUGAUAAUCAAAGUCAACAACAAGUGGUGAACUUUAUAUACAACCGCUAAG
Molecule: messenger RNA, 2110 nt
Organism: Aspergillus ibericus CBS 121593
Lineage: Eukaryota; Fungi; Ascomycota; Eurotiomycetes; Eurotiales; Aspergillaceae
Product: putative acyl-CoA dehydrogenase
Exons: 1
Coding region: 36-1967 (643 amino acids)
Molecular function (GO): oxidoreductase activity, acting on the CH-CH group of donors
Source: RefSeq, a predicted model, not a curated record